Messenger RNA from Didymodactylos carnosus, 630 nucleotides. Lineage: Eukaryota; Metazoa; Rotifera; Eurotatoria; Philodinida; Philodinidae. The record is from the annotation of a GenBank genome assembly.
AUGACGAUUUCGAUAAGAAUCGUCAAGAACUUCAUCAUUAAAACAAAAAGUGAUACAAUAACGGGAAGCAAACGGUUUGGUUGGACACAUCCAAAAUUUGGCAAACGAGUCAUUCAAUCAAUAAAAAAAUAUAAACUUUGGAUAGUUAUCACGAGUAUGAUAGUGACUAUAAUGGCACUAUCGCUUAAAAUUUUUGUUUCAAAACAAUCGACAAAAACGUCACCCGUACUGAAUGCUCAUUUAUCAUAUGAACAAACGUUGGCCUCUGCAACAUCGACAACUCCAUCAUUUUUCUUUACAAACAUCACAGAGACAGUAACAACAACUAAUAAUCAACUCUAUGUAAAACACUCACGGUUACUUUUAAAUCGAAAUAAUACCGGAGAAAAUGCAAAAAUUUUAGAACCACAAACUGAUGUAGUUCGAUUUAGAUAUACAUUUCUAGUUAUUACGGUCUCAAUUGCAUUUGUCGUAUCAUUAAUCAUUUAUAUAUUCUAUCGUUUUUUAAUUAAACAACAUGAAUUAGAACGUUUAUUUCAACAAAGAAGACCGAAAUCAAUCAACACAGUUCUAGAUUUAAAUAUCUCCAGUACAAGAUCUAACAGAGAUUUUUUUGAAAUUCUACCAUAA